CACGCGCGGAAGUAAACACCUGCACGUCAUCAGGGCGCGUCUUCUUUGCCUUUCCCCUCCCAUCUCCCCGGAUCGGUGGACGUGCUCACCUCCGCCGGGGGCCAAGUCUAUGUCCCGCUUUCCCGCCGUCGCGGGCAGGGCGCCACGGCGACAAGAGGAAGGAGAGCGGUCCAGAGAGCCCCAGGAAGAGCGGCCUUCGGCGGUUUCCAUCGCUGACAGAGAAGAGAAAGGAUGCACAUCACAGGAGGGAGGAACUACUCCAACUUUUCCUAUUCAAAAACAAAGAAAAAAGCUUAUUCAAGCUGUGAGGGACAAUUCAUUCCUUAUUGUUACUGGAAAUACAGGAAGUGGUAAAACAACUCAACUUCCAAAAUAUCUAUAUGAAGCAGGGUUUUCACAACAUGGUAUGAUCGGUGUGACUCAGCCACGAAAAGUAGCGGCCAUAUCGGUUGCUCAGAGGGUUGCUGAAGAAAUGAAAUGCACUUUGGGGUCCAAAGUAGGAUACCAAGUUCGUUUUGAUGAUUGCAGCUCUAAGGAAACAGCAAUCAAAUAUAUGACUGAUGGAUGUUUAUUGAAACAUAUUCUGGGAGAUCCAAAUCUUACCAAGUUCAGUGUCAUUAUUUUGGAUGAAGCCCACGAGAGAACUCUAACUACAGACAUCUUAUUUGGUUUAUUGAAGAAGCUAUUUCAGGAGAAGUCUUCUAACAGGAAGGAGCAUUUAAAGGUCGUGGUGAUGUCAGCAACUAUGGAAUUAGCCAAGCUCUCUGCAUUCUUUGGAAAUUGUCCAAUAUUUGAUAUACCUGGAAGGCUUUACCCGGUCAGAGAAAAAUUCUGCAAUUUGAUUGGCCCACGAGAUCGGGAAAAUACUGCCUAUAUUCAAGCGAUUGUGAAAGUGACCAUGGAUAUCCAUUUGAAUGAAAUGGCUGGAGACAUCUUGGUUUUUCUGACUGGUCAGUUUGAAAUCGAAAAAAGUUGUGAGUUACUUUUUCAGAUGGCAGAGUCUGUGGAUUACGAUUAUGAUGUUCAAGACACCACACUAGACGGGUUGUUAAUAUUGCCAUGUUAUGGAUCCAUGACAACAGAUCAACAGAGGAGAAUAUUUUUGCCACCUCCACCUGGAAUUAGAAAAUGUGUCAUAUCUACUAAUAUUUCUGCCACAUCUUUGACAAUAGAUGGAAUCAGAUACGUGGUAGACGGUGGCUUUGUGAAGCAGUUAAAUCACAAUCCCAGAUUGGGGCUGGACAUCCUGGAAGUGGUUCCGAUUUCAAAGAGUGAGGCGUUACAGCGAAGUGGCCGAGCUGGUAGGACUGCCUCAGGAAAAUGCUUUCGGAUCUAUAGUAAAGAUUUCUGGAACCAGUGUAUGCCUGACCACGUGAUCCCUGAGAUUAAGAGAACUAGUUUGACAUCUGUAGUUCUGACCUUAAAGUGCCUUGCCAUACACGAUGUUAUAAGGUUUCCCUAUUUGGACCCACCUAAUGAGAGACUUAUUUUGGAAGCUCUUAAACAACUUUACCAGUGUGACGCUAUUGACAGGAGUGGCUACGUGACCAGACUGGGUUUGUCCAUGGUGGAGUUUCCUCUCCCUCCGCAUCUGACCUGUGCGGUUAUAAAGGCUGCCUCUCUGGACUGUGAAGAUCUGCUGCUCCCGAUCGCAGCCAUGUUGUCUGUGGAGAAUGUCUUCAUUAGACCUGUUGAUCCAGAGUACCAGAAGGAAGCAGAGCAGAGACAUCGAGAAUUGGCAGCUAAAGCUGGAGGAUUUAACGACUUUGCAACGUUAGCUGUCAUUUUUGAGCAGUGCAAAUCAAGUGGAGCUCCAGCGUCCUGGUGCCAAAAACAUUGGAUUCAUUGGAGGUGCUUAUUUUCUGCGUUUCGUGUUGAAGCUCAACUUCGAGAACUAAUCAGGAAGCUUAAACAGCAAAGUGAUUUCCCAAGAGAGACCUUUGAGGGCCCUAAACACGAAGUACUGAGAAGAUGUCUUUGUGCAGGCUAUUUUAAAAAUGUAGCUCGAAGAUCUGUUGGGAGAACGUUUUGCACAAUGGAUGGGCGUGGAAGCCCAGUUCACAUUCAUCCUUCCUCAGCACUUCAUGAACAGGAAACCAAACUUGAAUGGAUCAUUUUCCAUGAGGUAUUAGUUACCACCAAAGUCUACGCAAGAAUUGUGUGUCCAAUUCGUUAUGAAUGGGUGAGAGACUUGUUACCGAAGUUGCAUGAAUUUAAUGCACAUGAUUUGAGCAGUGUGGCCCGACGUGAAGCAAGAGAAGAUGCAAGAAGGAGAUGGACAAAUAAGGAAAAUGUAAAACAUCUAAAAGAUGGAAUAUCAAAAGAAGUCCUAAAGAAAAUGCAAAGGAGAAACGACGAUAAAUCCAUAUCAGAUGCACGGGCUCGUUUCCUUGAGAGAAAGCAGCAGAGGUCCCAGGAUCACAGUGACACAUUGAAGGAAACAGGCUAAGCAGUGAACCUUCCGAUUCAGGAAGUAGGAAAAGCAGCCAAGAAAUGUGCUUCUACUUGCCAUUUAUAUAAGACAGCACUACCAAGAGGAGGUGGUCAGCAGCUGUUUCUAGCAUAGGAGCUGAAAGCACAUCCAAGCUCCUGAAUACCAAUGAAUGGAAUUUUCAAAGAAAAGAUUGGGUUGCCAUAGUCAUAGGCAAUGCUAUAUGAAACCAAUGAAAGACAAUACAUGUGAUAUUUUUCUCACUUCAAUUUUGCUGGCCUUAACUGGUAUCAAUGCUGUCACUGAGAUAUUUUCAAAGAACAUUGAAUUUUAUGUAAUCAGUGUGUAUUCCCUUUGCAUUAAAGUAUUAAAAGUUAUUUUCCUUAAAUCUCUUUAAGGCCUUCGUGUUGCUAUUAGAAUAGUAUUACAUCAGGUUAUCAGGUAUGUGACUAUUUCCUUCAGGAGGCUGAACAUAAGAGGUUUUUACUCAGCAAUACUUAGAUGUCUGUUUAAUCGCUAAAGAGCUUUAUAGAUAUUUAGAGAAAAGACAGUUAGUGAAUAAGAAAAUUGCCUAUGGCAAGAUUCUUGGUUGAAUUACUAUUAAUCCUUAAAUUGAUUUUUCUGGGAUUAUACAAAUUCCUUUUUAUAUAAAAGUAUAUUGUUUAAAACAGUAGCUAUAGCCAUUAACCAAAGGACAGAUGAUAUAUAUAUGUUCUUUUUGUAGCUGUCCCUACAUACUCGUGUGAGCACCAUGUAUGUAGGUGUGACAGUGUUUCAAACAGCCCUUCCACCUGGCCUACUCUCUUGCCUCCAGCUGCUUGGGCAGGACCAUAUAAACACCUAUGAUGCCGAUCUUGAGGGGAUCAAGAGGGGAUUUUCAAAGCAGCCAACAUUACAUCACCCGUGUUUCGAAGUGUAACCUUGAGGCUGAUUAGUAUCACACUCAGGCCACAUUCAAUACUUGUCCACUCUGUUGUUUACUGCCUUGUAUUCUAGUUAUGUAUUUGUCUUUCUCCCCCACUAGAUUAUAUGCUCCUUUUGGGCAGGGACUGUGUCUUCUUCAUCUUUGUAUUCUUCAUGGCAUCUAGCACAGUGCUCUGCACAUGGUAGUCACUCAGUGUUUGUUAAAUAAAGCUAUUGGUGUAUUUAAAAUUCAAAA
This is a messenger RNA of Phyllostomus discolor (pale spear-nosed bat), 3590 nucleotides long. It is a transcript of the gene DHX40, whose product is annotated as DEAH-box helicase 40. Gene Ontology annotation, molecular function: ATP binding; RNA binding. The coding region runs from base 110 to 2449 and encodes 779 amino acids. Gene Ontology annotation, cellular component: intracellular anatomical structure. The record is from RefSeq and is a predicted model, not a curated record. The transcript is spliced from 18 exons. NCBI's taxonomy places the organism in Eukaryota, Metazoa, Chordata, Mammalia, Chiroptera, Phyllostomidae.